CGAGCCCUGCAACAGCCUACAUGGGUUAUGACUACGUUUGAGAUGUUAUUUCUCAGAAGAGUGCUGAGAGGCGUGAACCAUCUACAAUACUGAGCUCCGUUUCAAGACCGUUCACACAGCGAGUUUUUCCCCCAACUUUGGACGACUCCAUAUAGAACACCAGAAUUUGAAGAUCCAGUAGGCUACGGAGAGAAUUAUUGGCUCACGUUUUGUGGUGGUUAGACAGAUCCAAAGCUACGGACACUAGUUCUGGAUUUGCGCGUGCGGUCUCCACACGCACGUCCUGAAUUACGCACGCUCGCCACGACGAAGAGUUCAAUAUUAUGACGGACUAUACAAAGAUGGAUGUAACGUUUAUAUCAGGAUGUGAAUUUAAGUUUCCACCAUGGAACGCCGUUAUUAGAUUUGAUGUGUGAGGAUGCCAAACCUUCAUUUACUCGUCUAAAGAGGGAAACAGAAUGGAUUUGUGUUUUCUGUAGAGACUAUAUAAUUUAAUUGGUGCCUUACAUAUUUGUGUUGCGAUGACCUCUCCUUUUGAGGAUAAGAACGGACCGUCUCAGAUUACCCGCGGCCGAAGAUAUGUGCUAACAGAUGACCAGCCAGGCGGACUGUCUCGCGGGAAACGGUGCCAAGCAUCCCCGGAGACUGCUUACACUGAGCGUCCCUCCCCUGAAGGUGCUGGUUCCACAAGUGACACGCACGGCGCUUCAUCCCUGCGAUCUGGUUUCUCCUCGUUGGGCUCUCUGGUGGCAUCAUACCCUCUUGGGAUCACCGAGCCGGCUUGCUCUGUCACCGUUUCCACUGGUUACAGCACAAAGUCUCCCGAGUCAAGAAGCAAAAAGUGUCUGGAUUAUGAUCAUGUUUUGUGCGACACCUGUGUCUCACGUUUACAUGUAUUGAGGAGACAGGCUCUAAAACUACUCAUCCAUAACAAGGACCCUGAAGGGGCCAAUGUGGCGCCUCACUGUGCCAUUGAGGCCUGGUAUGAGAGUGAUGGCCACUGUGACGUCUGUGCCACCAACCUGAGGCAGCUGAAGCAGAAGGCUUUGCACACAAUACUCACCCAGGAGCAGGCCAUCUGGGCCCGUGAUUCUUCUCCCUUCCUCUCCUCCCCACGCCCCCGAAACGAGCCCCAGGCCCUAACACCCUUCCCAGGACCUCCAGUCCACACUCCAGCCCUGCCAAGCCCGCGCUGAAGUCCAGCGGUCAGGGGAAGGACGCGAGUACGGAGGGGCAGCCUUGUCUGGAGGCUCAGUGGUCUGGGUCAGCUCUCCGAAGCAAUGGAGCCUCUCUGCAUCGCCACCAGAUGUCCCAGUCCACAGUUGCCACCCCUGGAGCCCCAACCCCCACAGCCACCUCUACUGCUGUAUCCUUCUUUGUCAGGGCGGUGCAGAAGCUCAACCUCUCCUCCAGGAGGAAGAAGCCAAGCUCCGCCCUUCCCGCCGGUGGUGACGCCCCGUCUCGCAUCACCAACUUCUGCGGCCUCCUCCUGCGGUCCCCUCCCCUGGUCCCACGCCAUCUGUUCCAGGCCUCCACCCCAGGGAAACAGACACCAGGCACUGGCAAGGGACAUGUGAAGGUCAUGCUAAGAGUAAGCCCAGUGGUGGACUCCUGCCUCAAAGUAGACGGACGCAGAAAACAGGUCACAAUACUGGACCCAAUUACCCAUAAUCCUCAGCAGCAGACGGCAGCCUCCAAGGUCACUCAGAGGUCCUUCACCUUUGAUGCCGUCUUUACUCCGGAGUCAAUGCAGGGAGAGGUGUGUGAGAGUGCUCUGUCGGGGGCUCUCCAGGCUGUCAUGAACGGGGCAGAUGGAUGCAUCCUCGGGUUCGGGCGAGCAGGGACGGGAAAGUCUUACACGAUGACAGGAAAAGACGACUCCAUCCUGAGCCUAGGGGUUAUUCCCUGUGCCGUCUCCUGGCUGUUUAGGCUCGUCAGCAAGAGAAAGGAGAAGACUGGGGCAGACAUCUCUGUGUCCAUAUCUGCCAUUGAGGUCUGUGGGAAAAAUGAAAUCCUCAGGGACUUGCUAUCAACCGAAGACACUGGUGAUGUUGUCAAUGGCCAGAAACCAGACAUUAGCAUUUUUGAGGACCCUGUCAGUGGAAUACAGCUUAUGAACCACAGCAUGGCCAGUGCACCCACAGUGGAGAAAGCUGCCUCCCUGUUGGACACUGCCCUCUCCUGUCGCACCGGCAACAGGCCUGGAGUCAGUUCUCACAUGUUCUUCACCCUGCACGUCCAUCAGCAGCACACACAGGGCCCCGCCAAAGACGUCAUGUGUGGAGGCCAAAGCAGGCUGAUCCUCGUAGAUCUCGGGAGCUGUGUUGAGGAACACUCUAAGAACAUGGCCCAGCUUUCCUAUUCUGAGCUCAGCAGUGUCAUGUUGACCCUGCUCAGAGGUGGCAAGCAAGUCCCAAACAGGAAUAGCAAGCUGACCAUGCUCCUGCAGGAGUCUCUUGGGAAUGUCAAUUGUAAGACAACUGUUGUUGCUCACGUGUCUGGAUCGUCAGAGAGGAUUUCAGACACUCUCUCUACCAUGCAAAUCAUCUCUCGUAUCCAUAAGAUGCAAAGAAAAGCCAAGAAAUCAAGGUCCUCUUCACCAAGUGAGAGAAGUGUCCGUAAAGAGAAGAAAUUGCUUCAUGAAACCAAACUGAGAGCAUUCUACUCCACCGGCACUCUGGACCCAGAUGUGGCAGCACCAAAGCUGUUCCGGGAUGUGGAGGAUCGCUCCGGCAGUGACCUGUCCUGUGAUACAGUCAUUCAUGUAGAUUCUGAUGGGUGCAACACUGAUAUGAACAAAAAGCCUCAAGAGUCCAUAUCAAUAAUCCCAUCUUUGCUUAAAAGCAAGACUGAGGUAGGGAAUACUUCGCCCUCUAUGAAACAGCGCCCCCAGAGGACAUUCCUGAAAGACUUUCGGAUUAUGAACCGGUCGCAAGAGGAGAAAGAACCGAAAACGUUGGAGACCCAGAAUGCAGAGAUGGAAUAUUUCAAGUGCAGUACAUUUGCAGAGCUGCAGGAACGACUGGGAUGCAUUGACGGAAGUGAGUUGAUCAGCCAGGAUCAAACUACAGAGGGCCUAAGUAAAUUACAGCCUUUUCUGGAAGCCAAAAAAGGGGUGGAGACUGAAAUGGUUAAUUAUGUCCCCUCCGUACAGGUGAACACAGAAGUAAAUGGCUACAUGGCAGCAUGUGAGACAAAAACUAGUGACAUUGAGCUCAUAGAUUCUUUUCAAAGUGAUCCCACAAGUUACAAGGAGACCCCCAGUGACAAACAAUUGACAGAUAAUCUGGGUAAUCCCAUUGACAGCCGGAGCCAAACUAGUGCUUCAGAUUCUGAUCAGUACUCUGCUGAAUCUCCCCACUGUGCAGAAUCCCCUUCCAUAAAUGACUCCCUACCACUUGAGAUUACAAAGUGUGAAGGACAGUCCUCAGACGAAUCCUCACUGCAACCCGAAUUCAGGAUCUCUCCUAUUGGUAAAAGUUCCUCUAAGUCCUCGUCAUCUGGCUCAUCAUUGUCCUCCUCCUCCAUGUCUACCAGCACAGACUCACCCAUCACUCUACCCGUCACCUUGAAUGAUGUUGUUCCUCAGCUGUCUGCAGAGGGUCAGCGAGAGAUGAAGGCCACCAUAACGGUGACUGUCCAGCAGCCCUUUGACCUGAAUGGGCAUGAUGAGCUGGUCUACACUGUGGUGGAGGAGGUAACCAUCAGUGGCAUGGCUGAGAAAGGCAGGUCAACCAACGUCAUCAGUUUCAGCGAGGGGAGCCCUCUCCAGGCCUUACCAUCAGGUUCACAGCCUGUCAGGAUCAUUAGCAGUGUCAGUGAAGAUGCAAGUAUUCCAGAUUUCUUAGCCAAGGAUGGGGCAUCAGAGAGACAGCUCCUUUCGACAUCACAGGAAAGAUGUGAGUUCACAUCUAACCAGGACUCUUCCAACAAACUUGAGACUCAUGGUAUACAUCCAAGUGCUAGUGUUGAGGGUUUUUACCAACCCUGCUCUAGAAAAAUGGAAAACCAGACAGAAACUCAAUCCAGUUUGGUUUGUGAGAUGACAAAACAUGUCAGUAGUUCCUCAGGAAAUUCAGGGGGUAAAGCUAGUCUAGAGAAAUUGAAGUGUGGGUACACACCUUCUCAGGAUGUUUGUAAGAAAAAGCUAGAAGUCAUCAAGGAAAUGCCUUCACCAGCCAAAAGUAUGGACAGUCCCUGGAAAGCCUGUAACAAAGAUGGUAUCCCCAGCAACCAUACACCAAAAUCAAGUGUUCAUCAAGGAAUAGUCAGGAAAACAGAUUGUAAGACAAAUAGCUAUCACAACCCUCUUCAAAAUGAUACCAAGAAAUCUAUAGACCUAGAUGUUAACGUGUUCCCCAGCAGGACUAGUGACCGUCACAAUCCCAUUCAAAAUGAAAGCAAUAAAUGCAAGGACCAGGAUAGCAGUAUGUUCUCUAGCAAGGCUAAACUUGAUAAGAAAACCUAUAGGGUGGCUGGGCCCAGAGAUCCCCCCACGGAGUUCAGACAAGAAAAGAAAGCAGCUGGCAAGAAAGCCAAUCAGCUAAACAAACACCACUCCUUUAAAGGUGAGGUCAUCAUGUCACCAGCCUCAAGAAGGAGGUUGUUGGAUGCGUAUGACCUGACCAGAUCAGAGAGCCUGAAUUCCAAAAACCACAGAACAGCCAGCUUACCGAGAGCUUGGCAUAGUCUGGAUCAAGAGGAUGGCCUUGAGGAUGACUACCAAACCAGUACAAGAAAGGACUACAAGGUGCUGGGAGAAGCAAUGUCCACUCCGUGCAGUCCUGGAGAUACUUUGGAGAGAAGGCAUUCACGUGCCAAACAGGGACGUUUUUCCAGAACCAAAGAAAACGUAUCAUCUGGGAGGAGGGACAACUCAGACCAGAAUAGAAGAGCCAGCAGUCAGUCCAGCCUGCCUAGAAGUCCAGUAUUGCACCAGAAGCCAUCUUUUCCUUAUGCGGCUCCUGACGAUUCCUGUAGAAGAAAACACCUACGGUCUCCUAUCGAGGAAAGCAGUAAACUAUUUAGUGCAAAAUUGGAGCAAUUGACCAAUAGGGCUCCUACUGGAAAUACAUCACGGUCAGAAUUUUCCAACUUUUAUUUUUCAGAACAGGACGAUUUUAUGACAUCCACGGAUACUCUGGAGCGCUUUGAAAGUGAUUCUACUUUGCCAAGAGCAAAUGCCAGGAGAUACCCUAAGUUCCUACCUAUAAAUGACCAAGAUGACAGUAGUUCGGCAUCUAGAAGUAAUCUGUCCAAAGUUUCAGCAGUUAGCAAACUAAUGAUGUCUAGUUCAAAGCCAAGCAAGAGCUCAACAACCAGUACCAAGACCAUUAACCUCACCACCCAGUCUUUAAGGCAGUCAGUGAGGAGCUCAAGUUUGUCACCAGAUGGAACAACCUCUGGCCAUUGUCCUUUGGCAACCCAAUCAUUGUCCCGAAGCCAAGGCUCCACCUUUUCUGCCAAGUCCUCCCUGAAAAUCAUGAAUGGCAGGAUCACUGAGCUUCUUCGAGGGAAUGGAGAUCCAAUCUCUGGUGUCGACCAGGGUGGUUCUGAAUACAAAGAGAAGGGAGCGGCCAAGGAUGAUGAGAACCUCCCCUUGCCUUCUCCUUACUGUAGGGUCACAGCUCCACGAAUGCCCAGCCACUGCAGCGGCCAUGCCAGUGAUACUACAAGCAUCCUGAGUGGCGAGCUGCCUCCAGCCAUGGGCAAGACCUCUCUACUGUGUAACCGCAACAGUGUUGUAAGCAGCGGUUAUGAGAGCUUGAUGAGAGACAGUGAGGCCACGGGAAGCAGCAUGUCUAUCAGAGAGUCCAUCAGUGACCACAGCGGCACUCACAGCUUGGCCAGGAGUGGUAGGAGCUCGAAAAGAAGGAACAACAGCACAGCAGGGACCAGUCAGAGACGUCCGUCACAAGAAAACCUUCUAUCCUUGCGGAGAUCAUCUAGUGGCCCCAGAGUGCGCUGGGGGGACAGGGGUGCAGCUGACUCCUAUGAGAUUAAAGUCUAUGAGAUUGACAAUGUGAAUGGUUUGCAGAGGAGGGGGCUCUCCAGCAACCGAGGUGUGGCUUGCUUUAGUGCUAAGCUGAAGUUCCUAGAGCACCGGCAACAACGGAUAAUAGAGUUGCGGUUGAAAUACAACAAUUUGAAGAGGGAACUGGAGCAGGCAAAGCAGUACCUCAUGCUAGACCCGGAAAAAUGGACUCGCGAGUUUGAUCUUUGGCAGACAUUUGAGGUGGACUCCCUUGAACACCUUGAAGCCUUGGAGCUGGUCACCGGCAAACUGGAAAGCCGACUGAACCUGUGCAAGGCCCAUAUGAUGAUGGUGACAUGUUUUGACGCUGCGCCAAAGCGACGACAAAAGAGAACGAAGAGAUGUCGGCCUUCGCCAGACCCAAAGGGAUUCCUGUGACUCAUGUGCUAUACGCCUGUUUUACCAGAUGUGGUAUCACUUGGAUUUUGACUUAUCAGUAACAGAAAUGACACUUGGAUAUUGACUUAUCAGUAACAGAAAUGACACUUGGAUACUACCAACCUUAAAGAUUUAGCUCUCACUUUUGGUGCUAAUGCAGUCAAACUGGAUGUCUAACGCCAUAGUACCUUUGAGCCAAACUGAAUCUGUAUAAAAUGACUCUUUCAUCCCUGAAGGACAAUCUAUUUCUCUUCACAUGACUCAGACUGCAAAACGUCCACUUGAUGCAGUUUUUCUUGUUAAAAAAAGAGUUCCAAGAAGGGGAAGAAGGUUUCAAAAGACAACAGGUCACAGGGUUUGCAACUAUGUAGUCUCCUCUUACACCACAGGAGAUUCUCCUGUAAACUGAUGAACUGAUGAACCACAGGAAAC
Molecule: messenger RNA, 6844 nt
Organism: Clupea harengus (Atlantic herring)
Lineage: Eukaryota; Metazoa; Chordata; Actinopteri; Clupeiformes; Clupeidae
Gene: kif26bb
Product: kinesin family member 26Bb
Biological process (GO): microtubule-based movement
Molecular function (GO): ATP binding; microtubule motor activity; microtubule binding
Source: RefSeq, a predicted model, not a curated record